GUAGGCCUUGUGUCAGCGUAGUGAGCGCAGACGGUAUUCCAAACGCAGCGCGUUCGUUAUUCACGCGGAAUUGGAGAAAGAGAGAGAGAAAGAGAGAGAGAGGGAGAGAAAGGAAGGCAAAGAAGAGGCGUGCUCUUACGUACGCGUGGGCCUAUACUAAACAUCGAUAUACUAUAUCCUUAUACACAUACUCCUCCGUUCGCGAGUUGAAGCGCGAUCAUACGCGGCGUUAUCGUGUACAGCACGCGCUCGGCUGGGAUUCGGCACCGAGCGGCUGGACGAAACGUGCGAGGCACGAGACGAGAGGCGCGGCUGUGUGUACAUAUAUACAGAUACACACAACCUUUGGUGCGAUAAAGACAACCGAUAGGGAAACACGAACGAACGCCACUCUCGUUUUCCGUCACUUCUCUUUCUUUCCUUUCCACGAUCAUUCGUAGUUGCUACGUUCUCCCUCCCCUCGUUCUCGGUUUCUUUCGUCGUCUCUGUUGCUCGCUUUCCUGCCUGCCUGUCUCUCUAUUCCCUUGUGGUGUGUUGUCAGUGGUACACAGUCAUAGCACGGCCGGCAGAAGCCAGUAAUAUCGCACCGGCGAAUGGAGAACGGAUUCGCUAAUCGUCGUAAACGAAAGUGCGGGUGUUUCGUUGUUAACCAACAUCCCCGGCUAAUUUAUCGCGCGGUUCGUGUUCAAAGAGAAUAAAACGGUGCGCGGAUUGAGCAACUUAAGAGUGUGAAAAGAAAGUUGUGUAUUCCUCUUUUGGUGUUUUUUUUUUCGUGGUGGUAAAAUAAAGAGAAAUGGAGCGGUUCAGAGUCACACCGGCCAAUAAUACGUCGCAAUACGCACCGCAGCAACAACAAUCGCUGGACUAUGAUCCGCCUCUGAACGGCACCCAAUUGGAACAUCAACAUCUCGUUCCUAAAUCCACCAGCGAAUGCGAUGGCGGCGGCGCUGGUGGAGAUGGCGACUCCAUGGUGGGCGGCGGUAAUUCCGAGAAGAAGAAUACGGAAUACGAGACGAAUCUCUUCCUCUAUAGCGAAGAGAUGGAAGUUCGUCCUCGAAUUUCCACGCUACUCAACAGCCUGUCGGACUACAGCAACACGAUUCCAGCUGCGACCGACCCGGAUGCGAAACCUCCACCCGUGCAAGGUGGUGCACGAAUGGGCACUUUGAUCGGUGUCUUCCUACCUUGCAUCCAAAACAUCUUUGGUGUGAUUCUAUUCAUUCGUUUGACCUGGGUCGUUGGCACCGCUGGCGCUUUUCAGGGUUUCUUCAUCGUGUUAUGUUGUUGUUGCGUGACGAUGCUGACAGCUAUCAGUAUGAGUGCUAUCGCGACUAAUGGCGUCGUACCAGCUGGAGGGUCUUACUUCAUGAUAUCCAGAAGUUUGGGUCCAGAAUUCGGUGGUGCCGUAGGAAUGCUCUUUUACACGGGUACUACUCUAGCUGCUGCUAUGUAUAUCAUCGGUGCUGUUGAAAUUGUCCUGACUUACAUGGCGCCAUCGCUUAGUAUAUUUGGAGACUUUACAAAAGACCCUAACAUCAUGUAUAAUAACUUUCGCGUAUACGGUACUGGAUUGCUUAUGGUAAUGGGCACCAUCGUAUUCAUUGGCGUGAAAUUCGUCAACAAGUUUGCAACGGUCGCCCUAGCUUGUGUCAUCCUUUCUAUCGUGGCUGUUUACGUAGGGUUAUUCUAUAACUUUAAUGGCAACGAAUCUCUCAAGAUGUGUGUUCUCGGAAAGAGGUUGUUAAAAGACAUCAACGUACUUACCGAAUGUAAUAAGAAUACUAGUGGAAUUCUUCAUCAACUCUACUGUGGAAACACUAGCACUAGCAAAUGUGAUCCUUAUUAUAUGGAAAACGAUGUGACUAUUAUAAAUGGAAUUCGUGGAUUGGCCAGUGGUGUAUUUUUAGACAAUAUAUGGGACAGCUUUCAAGAAGAAGGCCAACUGAUUGCCUAUGGAAGAGAUCCCAAGGAUAUUGACAUGAUGUCCAAUUCUUCCUUCAAUCAAAUUCAAGUUGAUCUUACCACUACCUUCACCAUUCUUAUUGGUAUUUUCUUCCCUUCAGUCACAGGAAUCAUGGCUGGCUCCAAUAGAUCAGGUGACUUAGCAGAUGCCCAGAAAUCUAUUCCUAUUGGUACCAUUUGUGCCAUUUUGACAACCUCAACAGUAUAUCUCUCCAGUGUUUUACUCUUUGCUGGUACAGUGGACAAUCUUCUGCUUCGAGAUAAGUUUGGUCAAAGUAUUGGUGGCAAAUUGGUAGUAGCGAAUAUGGCUUGGCCCAAUCAAUGGGUCAUCUUGAUUGGUUCUUUCCUGUCCACUCUUGGUGCUGGACUUCAGUCUUUAACAGGCGCUCCACGAUUACUCCAAGCUAUAGCUAAGGACAGUAUCAUUCCUUUCUUAACUCCAUUCGCCACCAGUUCGAGUCGAGGAGAACCUACAAGGGCUCUAGUAUUGACAGUAAUCAUCUGCCAAUGUGGCAUUCUUCUUGGCAAUGUUGACUAUCUGGCUCCUUUGUUAUCAAUGUUCUUUCUCAUGUGCUAUGGCUUUGUAAACCUGGCUUGUGCUCUGCAAACUCUUCUCAGAACACCUAACUGGCGACCAAGAUUUAAAUACUAUCAUUGGAGCCUUUCUUUUCUCGGUCUGUCCCUCUGCAUUGCCAUCAUGUUCAUGACAAGCUGGUACUAUGCUUUAUUAGCCAUGGGAAUGGCUGGCUGUAUUUACAAAUACAUUGAAUACCGUGGUGCUGAAAAAGAAUGGGGUGAUGGUAUUCGUGGUUUGGCUCUAUCAGCCGCUCGUUACUCUCUUUUGAGACUGGAGGAAGGACCACCUCAUACAAAGAACUGGCGACCACAAAUUCUCAUUUUGGCUAAGCUGACAGACGAUCUGGUACCUAAAUAUCGCAAAUUAUUCGCAUUUGCUAGUCAAUUGAAGGCUGGAAAAGGUUUAACAAUCUGUGUCAGCUGCAUCGGUGGUGAUUACAUUCAGAACACUGGCAAAACUUUGGCCGCAAAAGUGAAUUUGCGCAAGACGAUCGCAGAGGAAAAAGUGAAAGGAUUCGUAGAUGUCUUAGUAGCUAAGGAUGUCGUCGAUGGUCUCUGUUCUUUGAUUCAAACAACCGGAUUAGGCGGCAUGAAGCCUAACACUGUGAUUCUUGGCUGGCCCUAUAGCUGGAAACAAUCACAAGAGGAAAGAAAUUGGAGAGGAUUCUUGCAGACUGUCAGAGCAGUUGCCGCAGCCAGGAUGGCUCUUUUGGUACCUAAAGGAAUUAACUUCUUCCCUGAUUCAACGGAAAAAGUUGUGGGAAAUAUCGAUGUCUGGUGGAUUGUGCACGAUGGCGGUCUUCUGAUGUUAUUGCCAUUCUUGCUGAAGCAACAUCGCACAUGGAAGAAUUGCAAAAUGAGAAUCUUCACAGUUGCCCAGAUGGAGGAUAAUUCUAUUCAGAUGAAGAAGGAUUUGAAGAAAUUCCUGUAUGACCUGAGAAUCGAAGCUGAAGUGGAGAUUGUGGAAAUGAUGGAUUCAGACAUAUCCGCGUAUACUUAUGAGCGAACUUUGAUGAUGGAGCAGAGGAACCAGAUGUUGAGAGAGCUGCGACUGAACAAAAAGGAAUCCCUAGGAGUGGUGCAGUCAUUGGUGGACUUCAACGAGGUACCCGCUGAAGAAAAUUUACCUCUGGUGCAGGCGAUUGUGGACCAUCAUCACAACGUGGACGUGAAGGUGGCCACCAAGGUGAGAUUCCAGGAGCCUGGAAGCCAGAAUCCUAACGCGGUUGACGAGGCGCAAGAGAAAUUGGUACAGGAGACGGAAGGCAAAGAGGGAGAGGCAGAUGUUAAUGACGCUGGAGAAGAAGCUAAAGAGGGUAAUGAGGAGGAAACGAAAUUGAUUGGUGGGUCGCCGAAACAGGAGAAUAAGGAGAAUACGGAGAAGGAAGCGAAAGAGAACGAGGAGAAGAAAACUGAUAGUCCAGAGUCUAAGAAACCUACGAUAACACCGGAUGAAGGUAACGUAAGACGUAUGCACACUUCCAUCAAGUUGAACGAAGUGAUCGUGAAGAAGAGCAAAAAUGCUCAGUUAGUCAUACUCAAUCUACCUGGACCACCAAGAGACACCAAAUUAGAACGUGAAUCAAAUUAUAUGGAAUUUUUAGAAGUUCUCACCGAGGGUCUUGAGAGGGUGCUGAUGGUACGUGGAGGCGGACGGGAGGUGAUCACCAUCUAUUCGUGAACUAGACCUGCUGUAAAUGAAUUAAUCGCCUCGCGACAGCGGAAAUCUAGUUUACUUUUGAAAGACCUAAACGACUUCACCCUACGAAACACGUUGCUCUUGUGCCAUUGUCUGAGCAGUCACUUGCGUUGCGCGUUGUGAACACAUAUUCAUACACAUACACACACAGUACAACCGGUUACCGGAAGAAGAGUACCGAAUGACGAUCAACGACGCUAUUUUAUCGCGGAUAAAAUUGGGGUGCCAAUGAGUGCCCGGAUCGAGAAUAUUAGUUAAAAGAAUAAAGAAGAGGAAAAAAAGCUGACUCUGGACGAGAAGGCCAAAAGUGACAUGCCAAAGGAUAAAAUGAUUUUCCUUCGAAUGAAUUUCACGCGUAAACUAGGAUACAUAGGAUCUAUCUUAUUUUACUCGUCCCUUUCCUCGAUGAGGCUAGAGACUAUAAAAAAAAAAUAUUUAAAAAAGUGGUUUUUAUUCGUGUCACACGUGUUACACGUGCGACAGACAGUUAGCACAGAGGACUGCACACAGAGCAUACUUCGACCUUGUCAUUAUAUAAUCGGAUUCUCAAAAAAAUAGUGUUUGAAAACUAAAGAAAAGAAACAGAAUUAUAUCGCAGAGAUAGAGUUUCGAUCUGGGAUUAACGAAAUCCAAGAAAAAAGAAUCGAAAGAGAAAUACAAAAUGUCGAAUCAAACAAAAGAUUGAUAUGUCCUGAGAAUAAAAAGAGAAAGAGAGAGAGAGAGAGAGAGAGAGAAAGAAAUUCAUUAAGAUUCCGACGAUUGUAUUCCAAUUUGAAACUGAAAUCAAAAUUUUUGGUCCGAGGCUAAGAUCGAAGCAUCUACGAAAACCACUGCCAGAAUACUUUCUAAAUGCUUCGCGUUUAACCAAAGACGCGAGAGGCUCAUUUUUCUACAUACAUUAUCGUUAUAGAGAGUAUAAUAGGUAUGUAUAAUUCUAUUGCUUAUAGGUGAACUUAGGGUAGCCUAGGAUAGCGCGGUGAAGUACGCCGACGAAUGAAGACGCAUACGUGUACACGGUUGAAUCGUGCGCGCUUUUUUUGCGUCUACGUGGCGGAAGUUAGGGCGAACGUUGGCAGCGUUGAACGGUUUUAUGCGGACGCAGCAUUGAAAA
Messenger RNA from Apis dorsata (giant honeybee), 5348 nucleotides. It is a transcript of the gene kcc, whose product is annotated as solute carrier family 12 member 6. The transcript is spliced from 14 exons. Gene Ontology annotation, molecular function: potassium:chloride symporter activity. NCBI's taxonomy places the organism in Eukaryota, Metazoa, Arthropoda, Insecta, Hymenoptera, Apidae. Gene Ontology annotation, biological process: chemical synaptic transmission; chloride transmembrane transport; potassium ion homeostasis. Gene Ontology annotation, cellular component: membrane. Bases 794 to 4219 code for a protein of 1141 amino acids. The record is from RefSeq and is a predicted model, not a curated record.